AUGGCUGUUAAAGGUUUAGGUCAAUUAGAUAAGGAAUAUGAUGGUUCUAAGUUGAGAGUUGGUAUUAUUCAUGCUCGUUGGAAUCGUGUUAUCAUUGAUGCUUUAGUUGAUGGUGCUAUCAAGAGAAUGCUAUCCUUAGGUGUCAAGGAAGAAAAUAUUAUUGUUGAAACUGUACCAGGUUCUUAUGAAUUGCCAUACGGUUCUAAGAGAUUUAUUGAUGCUCAAAAGAAGAAAGGUGAACCAUUAGAUGUAGUUAUCCCAAUUGGUGUUUUAAUUAAAGGUAGUACUAUGCAUUUUGAAUAUAUUUCUGAUUCUACUACCCAUGCAUUGAUGAAUUUACAAGACAAGGUUCAUAUUCCAGUUAUUUUUGGUUUAUUGACUUGUUUAACUGAAGAACAAGCAUUAGCCAGAGCUGGUAUCGAUGAAGCCCAUUCUAUGCAUAACCAUGGUGAAGAUUGGGGUGCUGCUGCUGUUGAAAUGGCUACCAAAUUUGGCCCAAACGCCUUCUAG
Messenger RNA from Vanderwaltozyma polyspora DSM 70294, 510 nucleotides. RefSeq names its product lumazine synthase RIB4 (gene RIB4). The record is from RefSeq and is a predicted model, not a curated record. Gene Ontology annotation, biological process: riboflavin biosynthetic process. Gene Ontology annotation, molecular function: 6,7-dimethyl-8-ribityllumazine synthase activity. Bases 1 to 510 code for a protein of 169 amino acids. The transcript has a single exon. Gene Ontology annotation, cellular component: mitochondrial intermembrane space; riboflavin synthase complex; intracellular anatomical structure. NCBI's taxonomy places the organism in Eukaryota, Fungi, Ascomycota, Saccharomycetes, Saccharomycetales, Saccharomycetaceae.